CAGCACAGGACAGUCAAGCCGCGUGCGACUACUACCUUGACUUUGAGUCAUCAUACCUAUAUAUCGUCUUGAUCAUCGUACCUAGAGUGCCUAACCAUUAUCCUACACUUUCUCAGAAUACCAUCGCCAUCUUCCAUAUCAACAUCCACAUCGAACAUCAAUCUCCUAGACCAACUUCUCAAGCGUACCCCACAUCCUCAUACACAACAAUGCACACUCUUCCACCCCUCCAUCUCAUCAUCCUCUUCCUCUACCUCACCCAAAAAACCCUCUCAAAAGUCCCAACCGGCGGUGCAUGGGGGGAGCUUCCCCGAAUCACCAACCUCACCGAGCAAGACACCCGCUACGGCUACACCGUCAUGAGCGCCGCCCACAACAACACGGGGAACAACACCAGCACCGCCAACCUCUCUUCUGAUGUCCGCAUCAGCGCCUACACAGUCCACGACAACAACACCGCCUUCUCCCCCCUCAAUUUCACAGCAAACUGCGGCGAAUCAUCCACCAUCGACCCCGUGCCCAAGGAAAAUGCGCCGCACAAGUGGAAGAACGGGAGACUGUUUGGAUAUAAUACCUGUGUCGGGGGCGGUGUGUAUUAUCAUUGGUAUGUGAAUGUGUAUCCGGGGUGUGUAUGCAGUUUCUAUUCGAAUAGCAAGUGCGAUGAGCAAACUGAUAAUGGCACGAAUACUGUUAUAUCGAGCGUCGUGGCGGCGCCUGAGGCAGGCGUGAGCAGCAGGAAGUGGUUUGAUGAGAAAUCGAGAUUAGGAUGGUAUCAAUGCGUGCGGUUUGGAAAUUGGGAUAUCUGGAGUUAG
Periconia digitata is the source of this 812-nucleotide messenger RNA. NCBI's taxonomy places the organism in Eukaryota, Fungi, Ascomycota, Dothideomycetes, Pleosporales, Periconiaceae. The record is from the annotation of a GenBank genome assembly.